Equus caballus (horse) is the source of this 942-nucleotide messenger RNA. Lineage: Eukaryota; Metazoa; Chordata; Mammalia; Perissodactyla; Equidae. The record is from RefSeq and is a predicted model, not a curated record.
AUGCCCUCCUCAUCCAUGUUGAUCUUCAUGGUCAUCUUUUUCAUGGAGACCUUGGCUACAAUGUUGCAGAAUGGCUUCAUUGUUGCUGUACUGGGCAGGGAGUGGGUGAGAUGCUGCACACUGCCUUCAGGUGACAUGAUGGUAUCCUGCCUGGCUGCCUCCUUAUUCUGCCUGCAUGGGAUGGCCCUCCUAAACAAUCUCAUUGACUCCUUUAACUUUUGUUCCAAAGUUUACUAUUUCAACACUUCCUGGGGCUUUAUCAACGCUCUUACUUUCUGGCUUACUGCCUAGCUUGCUGCCUUCUACUGUGUGAAGAUCUCAUCCUUCUUUCAUCCUGUCUUCCUCUGGCUAAAGUGGAGGAUUUCUCGGUCAGUGCCCAGGCUGCUGCUGGGCUCCAUGAUUAUAUCUAUCGUGCCAGUCAUUCCAUUAGCCACUUGGAAUAGCAUUCUUGUGCAGCUGAGUGCCUCCCAGAGUUCCCAUGGAAACGGCACCCUAUGUGAAAGAAUACAGACCAUCUCUCUCUACUCUUUUUUGCCUACAGUGCUUAUGUUGUUGAUUCCCUUUCUCCUGUUCCUUGUGUCCACCCUCUUGCUCAUAUUCUCACUGUACAGGCACUUGGGGAAAAUGAGGGACCACAGAUCCGGCCCAUGUGAUCCCAGCACCCAGUCUCACACCAUGGCCCCGAAGUCAUUUACUGUCUUCCUUGUCUUCUACACAUCAUAUUUCCUCUCCCUGAUUAUUGCUUUUAUGAAAAUCACAACACUGAAGAAUCAGAGCCAUGGGGCCUGGGAAGUGGUGACCUAUGCAGGCAUCUGUCUGCAUUCUAGCAUCCUGGUGCUAAGCAGCCCAAAGCUGAGAAAGGCCCUGAAGAGAAUCCUUUGCAAGUCCCUGGACAAAAGAUGGUUCAUCACAAGUAUCAAUAUCAAUAAUCAGUAUCAAUAG